This is a messenger RNA of Suillus paluster, 1093 nucleotides long. RefSeq names its product P-loop containing nucleoside triphosphate hydrolase protein. Gene Ontology annotation, cellular component: cytosol. The record is from RefSeq and is a predicted model, not a curated record. NCBI's taxonomy places the organism in Eukaryota, Fungi, Basidiomycota, Agaricomycetes, Boletales, Suillaceae. Gene Ontology annotation, biological process: iron-sulfur cluster assembly. The transcript is spliced from 3 exons. Gene Ontology annotation, molecular function: 4 iron, 4 sulfur cluster binding; ATP-dependent FeS chaperone activity; ATP binding. The coding region runs from base 51 to 1040 and encodes 329 amino acids.
CACGGUGACCCGCACCAGAUCUUGCACUUGACUUGCAACUUGCUCUCCAGAUGCUUGCAGUGCAACAAUCAGCUGUAGUUCCAGAUCCUCUUUCGGUUCCUUCGAAUGCACCGGAACACUGUCCUGGCACGGAGUCCGAGUUAGCUGGCAAAGCCGAUGCUUGCAAUGGAUGCGCAAAUCAAGAAAUCUGUGCAUCCAACACACCCAAGGGUCCCGACCCAGCAUUACCCUUCAUUCGCGAUCGGAUGGCUACCGUGAAGCACAAGAUUCUCGUUCUAUCUGGCAAGGGCGGCGUCGGAAAAUCUACCUUCACCGCCCAGCUUGGAUGGGCAUUUGCUGCGGAUGACCGGAUACAAACUGGUGUCAUGGAUGUUGAUAUCUGUGGACCAUCCAUACCCACUAUCUUUGGUGUUGCCACAGAGCAAGUGCACUCAUCAUCAUCGGGAUGGUCUCCGGUCUAUGUACAGGAUAAUCUUGGUGUCAUGUCCGUCGGCUUCAUGUUGCCCUCGUCGCGAGACGCCGUCAUGUGGCGUGGUCCGAAGAAGAACGGACUCAUUGCGCAGUUCCUUAAAGAUGUCGACUGGGGUGAUCUUGAUUACCUCGUCAUCGAUACACCUCCUGGCACUUCGGAUGAGCACCUUAGUGUCGUUCAGUACUUGAAGGAAAGCGGCAUCGAUGGUGCUGUGCUUGUGACUACGCCGCAGGAAGUUUCCUUACAGGAUGUUCGGAGAGAAAUAGACUUUUGCCGGAAAGUGGGCAUACGAGUACUGGGCCUUGUGGAGAACAUGUCAGGUUUUGUCUGUCCUGGAUGCAAGACGGAGAGUCAAAUAUUCAGACCAACUACUGGAGGUGCGGAAAGACUAGCAAAAGAAACUGGCGUUCAGCUGCUGGGUAGGGUUCCACUUGACCCACGAAUUGGGAAGAGUGCAGAUUAUGGUGUCAGUUUUUUGGACGAAUACCCAGAUAGCCCCGCGUCGGGUGCAUACAUUGACAUCAUUGACAAGAUCAAAAAGAUAUUGGGAGGCGAUAGUGCCCUGUAAUUCUCAUUGUCCCAAUUCCCAGUAUUCUAGUACCGACCUCAUUUCAACUCAUG